Bipolaris maydis ATCC 48331 is the source of this 5137-nucleotide messenger RNA. RefSeq lists its product as uncharacterized. NCBI's taxonomy places the organism in Eukaryota, Fungi, Ascomycota, Dothideomycetes, Pleosporales, Pleosporaceae. The record is from RefSeq and is a predicted model, not a curated record.
CUCAGCCACUCACUUGCACUACUAUAGUAAUUAGUGUCCGCUCUUUGAAACACUUUAUACCGACCAUAGCAUUCAUUCCUUGCCCAUCAGUGCGCGCGUCGCCAUUGUCGACAGACAUAUCCAAGGCCGCGCCUUUGCCCGUUUGAGUAUUCUCGCGGAAGUCAUUUGUUGCCUUCUUCAGGCAAGGUAAUUGUAAUCCUUCUAUGGCAGUUGUCCGCGACUGCUAGGGCACGUCAUCUCUGUGUACCGCCACCAUGCGCUUUUCUUACCGCUUUCUUUUAAUAUGUCUUGCGCUGCUGGUCUGUCUUCAAUCGACAGCUGCAGCUCCUCAUGCUGCCGUGCGCCGGCAAGAUGACAAUUCUUCAGAAGACUCGACCCCUUCUACAACACGAGACAGCGCCUCUCGGCAAGCCUCAAUCACAUCGACGCCUGAGCCCACGCCUUCUGCAAGACAAUCUUCACGGAUCGAGUCCAAUGGCGCGUCGUCCGCCGUACCUUCUUCUGCGAAGCCUUCGGCUUCAGCAACCACCCAAACCGAGGUUCCCUCGACGGCUUCUUCUGACGAGCCUGUACCUUCUAGUCCUGCCAUUAACAAGGAGAGUCCACUGCCCAUUUACCCCAAGCUCACCCCAGCAAUGGGAAUCACUGGUGUGAUUUUACUAGUAUCUGGUUUAGUAUAUGGUAUCAUAGGCAUCAAGAAGAAAAUGGUGUAUGUCUUCGGAUCUGCAGCUUAUCUCUCUGCGCUCGCUGUCACGGUUCUUAUAAUCUACUUCAUGAAUCCACCUGUCUCGGAUGCCAUCCAGGGCGCCUUCUUUGUGGCAGCCUUCUUCACAGGCAUCAUCUUCGGCGUACUCUCACUGGUCUUUGUGGACAUGACUGAGGGCUUUGGCUGCCUGCUCGGCGGUUUCUGCCUUAGUAUGUGGUUACUCAGUCUCAAGGAUGGUGGCUUGAUCAGCUCGAGCACAGGUCGGGCAAUUUUCAUCGGCUGUAUGGCUGCUGCUGGCUGGUCACUAUCCUUUAGCCGCUACACUCGCAAUUACGGCCUCAUUGCAUCAAUCGCAUUCUCAGGCGCCACCGCGUCGGUUCUUGGAAUCGACUGUUUAGCAGGCGCUGGGUGGAAAGAGUUUUGGCUCUAUCUCUGGGCUCUCAAUGACUCCACAUUCCCUCUGGAUACCAACACGUAUCCCGUGACUAAGAACAUGAAGGCUGAACUAGCCGGUGUCAUCAUCAUAGCAGUCGCUGGAAUCAUUUCUCAAUUGCGGGUCUGGAAAAUGAUUCAAGAGCAUCGUGCAAAGGACGCUGCGCAGCAACUCGAGAGGCAGCAGGACCUGGCUCGUGAAGAAGAAGAACGAGGCCGCAAGAUUGAGGAUGAAUUCCAGAAAGAACGCGCUCAAUGGGAAGCGGCUUACGGCGAAAAGAAUUUGCCUGAUGGCAGCCCUCGAUCAUCCGUCACAAGUCCCAAAAAGUCCACCAGCUUAGAUGCAAAGGAAGUCGACAGCAGCGAAAAUCUUCUUCCAGCCGCUAGGAUGAACAAAGCGUCAGGAGGCACAGUCACUGUCGGCGUUCUCAACGAUGAUGAAAUCCAACCAAUUGACGCGGAAGGUUGCCCGGUAGUCGAGAGCCGCGAAGUUGCGACUCGUGGAGUUGAUGGCGAGAAGACAUUGCCAGGUACUCCAGAGGAAACACCACAACUGCAAAUGGUCGAAAACGAAGGCCGGACUUCGUUAACAGUAUCCCCACCGCCUGCUGUCGUACCGCUCCCGUUCAAGGUGCCCACAGAAGAAGAUGCGCACAGCAACGAUGACAACUCGUCUGUCUCUGCUAUGCCUGAAACUGAAGCCGACAUGACGGAGCGCCCAGCUGUGAGCAAACGCGUGUCUGACGUCUCGGCAAUGAGGCAACGCAUCUCUCGCGACCUGGCAGCUUCUCAAGAGGCAGUGUUUGUAACUCAAGAUGUGAACGACGACCGUGCUUCGUCUGUUGCUGCAACUUUGGACGACGACAACGACCAGCUAUCCAUACGCGAACUUUCUCCUGUACAAUCACCCAUUGGAACAGAACACAACCCCUUUGUCGACGCUGGCCAUGCAACAAAAGCCAGUGGUGACAUGCCUGCUUCCGAAGAGUCAACUACCAGGAACGAAACGACAAAGACGGACAUUACAAAGGAGCAUGACAAUCAGACGUUGGCUGGUGCACGGCAAUCUCUCACUCCUAGCACCGACUCGAAGCAGUCAGGUGCGGCAAACGCUGGAGCGAGGAGAGAUACAGCCGUGUUUAGUUCCAAGACCAGUAGCGCGGACCAGCAGUCCAAGGGUACACAGUCGGACGCUCCUUCUCUCAGCUCGCAUACCGAGCCAGAGACGCGACGUGUCAGUGUGCUGCGGGAAGGUGCGUUGCCGGAGACCAUGUCAAAAGUAGCUCUAUCGUAUCGGACCAACGAAUGGGCCAAGCACCUUGAAGGAGCGGAGAAGCCGGAUUAUGAGGACAUUUUCAGGCCUUCGUCGCCAGGAAUGAUGCUGCCAAAUGGAAUUGAGGAGAAGCCAGCGCCCAUCAGCGAGGAGCUGGCGGCGCCGCUCAAGGGAAACCAGCGCAACUCGAGGCGAGUGUCGAAUGGCAGCCGGAUGCAACGCAACAGCAGCAGUGGAUUCGAGCGAAACAGUUUGGCUUUGUCGCAGGAAUCGCUUGUGGAUCCACGGAUCUACACGCGGUCUCCACCUGCAGCAGUUCUUUCGCGGGCCAGCUCCAAAUCUAGGCCCAAUGUUCUUGCCCCACUGCCGACCAAUACGUUGAUGAGCAAAAGAGAAACACUGCUCAAGAACCGAGCGUCUGCUCUGGUGAAGCGACAUUCUUCGGGCGGGCACCUGCUCUUGGGCCGUGGCGAGGACCAAGUUGAUGGGCAGGGUGAGGAAGUAGAGGGAGGAGAAGAAAUGACGUUGGCACAGCGUCGCCAAAUGCUGCAGCGCCAGUCAUCAACACCCCAGCUCCCCUUUGAGGCACCCCUGACAUCGCCUCGGCGGGCACCACCGUCGGCGUCGCAAAAGUGGCAGAACAAAGAUUGGGCGGGUAAAGGGGCGCCCCCAGGCUUUGACUCGCACCAGCCACAGCGGACAAACAGCGCUCAGUCGAAUUCUAGGCGUGAGCAACUGUAUGCUGGAUGGCGGGAUUCGAUACGCGAUGCAGGGCCAGCACAAACGUCGACAACGUACAUUAUCGAGCAGCAGCGUGCGGCGUUGCUGUUUGAGCGGCGGCAAAAGGAGCUGGAGAAGCAGCAACGCGAGAUGGUGCAGCAGCAGCGAGCAAGCCAGAUGGACAGCAUGAUGCGCAGUGGGCACAUGCUGGAUGCACACCGCGAGGCGAUGAGGAAGAUGCAGGCGAGUGCCAACCGCCAUGCGCGAGAGCAUGGACCACAGUCACUUGGGGCCCCUAAGGAACCACUACUCAUCACCGCCAUCACCACUCCAUCCACAGUCACGACGACGACUCCACGCUCGCCCCCCGCUGCUUACCCGCCGCCUCCUGCGUCGCCAGUGCCUGCCCGCUGGUCGCUAACAAAUCGCAUCUUCAACAUCAACCUGCGCUCUUUGUACCAGGGUCCCCCGCGCCUGCCGGCUGCCCGUCUCUGGAACCCAGUCAAUUCUUCUCCGCGCCUCCUCCAAAUACACAACCCGCCCCCAGCCCCAAUACCCCCGCCCGACGACUAUUACCCGAAUCUACCUAUCCAAACAGAAGCCCCUGCUGCCACAGACGACGUCCGCGACGAGUAUCCGCUUCUGACCCUCCCCGAGCAGCGUCUUAGCCGUCAGAGUCCCGUGCCAAGCUCCCUCGCCGUCGAACGCUCCACAGCCGACAACAGCAUCUCUGCUAGCGCUCGCACCAGCAUCGGCCUGCCUCGCCCUCCACCUCGAAGCCUGCAGUCGCCCAGCUCUGCAAUGCCGCCAGAGCCUGUCGCCGCCCAGCAUCCCGACAAGGACGUAGAGGCUGGACGUUCUCAUCAACCCGGUCUGUCGCGCGCCUCACUGCCCGGCUCCCGACGCUCCUCAAUUGGCUCUGGGCCAUCAGCUUCUGCAGCCGACGAAGACGAAGACGGCGAUGCAGUCUCCGAGUUGCCCUGGGGACCUUCGCACCCCUGCUUCCCGCAUCCCAACCCCCAUGUCCCACUCGAUUCGGAGCUGUACAACACGACGCGCAUCAUCCGCAUCAAGCGUGAUUGGAUGGUUAAAGGCGACCUUGCCCCAACCUUUGCCAACUUGUAUCCCGAGAUUCUGGAUCCCCUCGUCACCGAGGACGAUUUUCGCAUACUGAUCAAGAAGAUCAACGAUGAUCUCAUCGAGGCCUUUGACCCAUUUACCCUCCGCGCUUGUCUCGAUACUGUCAUGGGUGUUGCUACCCUGUGGCUAUGGGAGGAUGCUGGCUUCACAGGUGUUAAGAAAAAGCUGGCUCAACUCGAGAGGUGGAUAGAAGACUGGAAUCAUAACGUUGGUGCAAAAGAAGCCGUCAAAAUUAUCCCACUAAGGCGGACCGGCUACCUCACACUUGACAUACAGAUCCCAGAUCCUCACCUUGGCCCUGAUACUGGCUCACGGCCCCAGACUCAAGAAGACGGCCACCACAUCGACUCACCACAACAAACCGACCCAUAUCCACCAUAUCCCAUCACACCUACAUUGCAGGUGAACUCACAACCAGCAACGAUUGGAGCCAACACUUAAGCCUCCAAUUGCACGCAGCUAUGAAACAAGGUGAAGCACAAAUCAAAAAGGCAACAACGACUUGGAAUUUUAGCGGCAUGUGAACUGGAGUUUACAGGGUCUGGACUGCGGGCUUCUUUUGUUUUUAUCCUUUUUUUCGUCUUGCAAAACUGAGCGAGCGCAUCAUGACAUACGCCUGUUGCUUUUUUUUUUCUCCAUCUCAUCCCACUAGACCAUUCGGCGGCGACGCAAAAAGACUUUAAUGUUUGUUUAUUUCAGCCUCGCUUAUCGGUUCCUGUAUCUUUUUUCUUCUUCCCUUUUUCCUAUUCUUAGAUCUUGCGUUCGUGCCGUAAGUAUUUAUUAUUGUUUUUUUUCUUUGUGGUUGUACCUUCGAUACCCAAACUUGCAUAGCUGCCGCUAGUGCUGGUGCUGCUACUGCUAAUUGU